CCGCCCCCGCCGCGCAUGCCGCUCCCCGACGGGGCGCGCAGCCCGGGAGACUCUUCCAGGGGGUCGCGGCCUGGGGCGCGCGGCAGGGGCCACACCAACCGGACCUUCGAGUUCGAUGACGGCCGAUGCGGCCCCAGGCAGCCUGGCGGCAGGGACAGCGGCGGUGGGGACGGUGCGCACCCGGACACUGCCAGCCUCAAGAUGAGUGACCUGGACUCGGAGGUGCUGCCCUUGCCGCCACGGUACCGCUUCCGGGAUCUGCUGCUGGGAGAUCAGUCCUUCCAGAACGACGACAGGGUCCAGGUGGAGUUCUACGUCAAUGAGAACACCUUCAAAGAGCGACUCAAGCUGUUCUUCAUCAAAAACCAGAGAUCCAGCCUGAGGAUCCGGCUGUUCAACUUCUCCCUGAAGCUGCUCACCUGCUUGCUGUAUAUCGUCCGCGUGCUGCUGGAUGACCCAGCGCUGGGGAUUGGAUGCUCCCAUCUCCGACUCUGGGAGGCCCUGAGCGUUCUACGCUGGGGCUGCCCAAAGCAGAAUUACACCUUCAAUGGCUCAUCCUCCGAGAUCAACUGGGCGCCCAUCCUUUGGGUGGAAAGAAAGAUGACUCUGUGGGCGAUUCAGGUCAUCGUGGCCAUAAUAAGCUUCCUGGAGACCAUGCUGCUCAUUUACCUCAGCUACAAAGGGAACAUCUGGGAGCAGAUCUUCCGUGUCUCUUUUAUCCUGGAGAUGAUCAACACGCUGCCCUUCAUUGUCACGAUAUUCUGGGCGCCCCUGAGGAACCUGUUCAUCCCUGUGUUUCUGAACUGCUGGCUGGCCAAGCAUGCCCUGGAAAACAUGAUUAACGACUUCCACCGCGCCAUCCUGCGCACGCAGUCGGCCAUGUUCAACCAGGUCCUCAUCCUGUUCUGCACGCUGCUCUGCCUGGUGUUCACGGGGACCUGUGGCAUCCAGCACCUGGAGCGAGCAGGUGAGAACCUGUCCCUCCUCACGGCCUUCUACUUUUGCAUCGUUACCUUCUCCACUGUGGGCUACGGUGACGUGACGCCCAAGAUCUGGCCAUCCCAGCUGCUGGUGGUCAUCAUGAUCUGCGUGGCCCUUGUGGUGCUUCCGCUGCAGUUUGAGGAGCUGGUCUACCUGUGGAUGGAGCGCCAGAAGUCAGGAGGGAACUACAGCCGCCACCGGGCCCAGACGGAGAAGCACGUGAUCUUGUGUGUCAGCUCUCUCAAGAUCGACCUACUCAUGGACUUCCUGAAUGAGUUCUAUGCUCACCCGCGGCUCCAGGACUACUAUGUGGUCAUCCUGUGUCCCACCGAGAUGGACAUCCAGGUCCGCAGGGUCCUGCAGAUCCCCCUGUGGUCCCAGCGGGUCAUCUACCUCCAGGGCUCUGCGCUCAAGGACCAGGACCUCAUGCGAGCCAAGAUGGACAAUGGGGAGGCCUGCUUUAUCCUCAGCAGCCGCAAUGAGGUGGAUCGCACAGCGGCGGACCACCAGACCAUCCUGCGUGCCUGGGCUGUGAAGGACUUUGCGCCCAACUGCCCUCUCUACGUCCAGAUUCUCAAGCCCGAGAACAAGUUCCACGUCAAGUUUGCAGACCACGUGGUGUGUGAGGAGGAGUGCAAGUACGCCAUGCUGGCUCUCAACUGCAUCUGUCCUGCCACGUCCACGCUCAUCACACUGCUGGUGCACACAUCCCGCGGCCAGGAAGGCCAAGAGUCCCCAGAGCAGUGGCAGCGCAUGUACGGACGCUGCUCAGGCAAUGAAGUGUACCACGUGCGCAUGGGUGACAGCAAGUUCUUCCGCGAGUACGAGGGCAAGAGCUUCACCUACGCCGCCUUCCAUGCGCACAAGAAGUACGGCGUGUGCCUCAUCGGGCUGAAGCGGGAGGACAACAAGAGCAUCCUGCUGAACCCUGGGCCCCGGCACAUCCUGGCCGCCUCGGACACCUGCUUCUAUAUCAACAUCACCAAGGAGGAGAACUCAGCCUUCAUCUUCAAGCAGGAGGAGAAGCAGAAGAGGAAGGGCCUCUCCGGGCAGGGCCUAUACGACGGCUCCUCCCGCCUGCCUAUGCACAGCAUCGUCGCCUCCAUGGGGACAGUGGCCAUGGACCUCCAGAACACGGAGUGCCGGCCAGCACAGGGCGGCGGGGGCGGUGGAGGCGGCAAGCUAACGCUGCCCACAGAGAACGGCUCAGGCAGCCGGCGGCCCAGCAUUGCGCCUGUUCUGGAGCUGGCCGAUAGCUCAGCCCUGCUGCCCUGCGACCUGCUGAGUGACCAGUCAGAGGAUGAGAUGACGCCAUCGGAUGAUGAGGGGCUGUCUGUGGUGGAGUACGUGAAGGGCUACCCCCCCAACUCGCCCUACAUCGGCAGCUCCCCUACCCUAUGCCACCUGCUGCCUGUGAAGGCGCCCUUCUGCUGCCUGCGGCUGGACAAGGGCUGCAAGCACAACAGCUACGAGGACGCCAAGGCCUAUGGCUUCAAGAACAAGCUGAUCAUCGUCUCUGCGGAGACGGCGGGCAACGGGCUGUACAACUUCAUCGUCCCGCUGCGCGCCUACUAUAGAUCCCGCAAGGAGCUCAACCCCAUCGUGCUGCUGCUGGACAACAAGCCUGACCACCACUUCCUGGAGGCCAUCUGCUGCUUCCCCAUGGUCUACUACAUGGAGGGCUCCGUGGACAACCUGGACAGCCUGCUGCAGUGUGGCAUCAUCUACGCGGACAACCUGGUGGUGGUAGACAAGGAGAGCACCAUGAGCGCAGAGGAGGACUACAUGGCUGACGCCAAGACCAUUGUCAAUGUGCAGACCAUGUUCCGGCUGUUCCCCAGCUUAAGCAUCACCACGGAGCUCACCCACCCUUCCAACAUGCGCUUCAUGCAGUUCCGAGCCAAGGACAGCUACUCUCUGGCUCUUUCCAAGCUGGAAAAGAGGGAACGAGAGAAUGGCUCCAACCUGGCUUUCAUGUUCCGCCUGCCAUUCGCUGCAGGCCGCGUCUUCAGCAUCAGCAUGUUGGACACGCUGCUUUACCAGUCCUUUGUGAAGGACUACAUGAUCUCCAUCACCAGGCUGCUGCUGGGCCUCGACACCACGCCAGGCUCCGGCUACCUCUGCGCUAUGAAAGUCACUGAGGAAGAUCUGUGGAUCCGCACGUACGGCCGCCUCUUCCAGAAGCUGUGCUCCUCCAGCGCCGAGAUCCCCAUCGGCAUCUAUAGGACCGAGUGCCACGUCUUCUCCACGUCAGAGCCCCAUGACCUCAGAGCCCAGUCCCAGAUCUCCGUGAGCGUGGAGGACUGCCAGGACACGCAGGAAGUGACCGGGCCCUGGGGCGCACGAGCGGGUGCUGGUGGCAGCACCCACAGCCGGCACGGGGUCGGUGCAGACCCUGCUGAGCACCCACUGCUGCGGCGCAAGAGCCUGCACUGGGCUCGGAAGCUGAGCCGCAAGGGCCCCAAGGCCGCGGGGAAGGCGGCAGCGGCCGAGUGGGCCAGCCAGCAGCGGCUCAGCCUGUGCCGACGCUCCGAGCGGCAGGAGCUCUCCGAGCUGGUCAAGAACCGCAUGAAGCACCUGGGGCUGCCCACCACUGGCUACGAGGAUGUAGCAAAUUUAACAGCCAGUGAUGUCAUGAAUCGGGUAAACCUGGGAUAUUUGCAAGAUGAGAUGAACGACCACCAGAACACACUCUCCUACGUUCUCAUCAACCCCCCACCCGACACGAGGCUGGAGCCCAACGACAUCGUGGCUCUCAUGCUCCCCCCGCAGGUACCUCAUUCGCUCUGACCCCCUGGCCCACGUGGCCAGCAGCGCCGAGAGCCGCAAGAGCAGCUGCAGCCACAGGCUGGCCUCCUGCAACCCCGAGACCCGCGACGAGACGCAGCUCUGAGACAGCCCCGGGAGGAGUCCUAUCCCCACGUCGGCAUGCAUCACACUGCAUGGAGGGCAGGGUCCCUGCCGCGGCCACGGUGGCCUCACCCAUGGGGCUGAGGGAGGAGUGAGCCCCCAGCACCCAGAGAGGCCGGCGGGGUGGCCUUUUUAACCUGUUUUUACGGACCUUGCCACCUGCAUCCCCACACGUCGGACCACAACUCGUGACCAGGUCUGGCUGCGGCGGAGGGAGGGGUGCCCACCACGGCUGCGCUGCAGGGGGAUGCUGGGUGCGUGGGGAGGGGAGGGGCCGAGCCCCCGGCAGCCCCACACGCUCCCACACGGCCCUGCAUGCUCACCGGCUCACGUGGAGGCCGUGCUCUACGGCCACAUGUGGACACCCGUGGACCUGCUCCAGCCCGGACAGGCCCCAGCUCCCUGCGGUGGGCAGGAGACGGCAGCCGGGAGCACAACGGACAUUGGAAGCCAGGGAGGGUCUCCUGGCUCGGCCAGGGUACCCCUACCCGGGGCUGGGCUGCUCGAGGGCCCCCCUGACCUACAGGGGCUCCGGCGACGAAGGACUCUGUGGCUCAGAACAAGAAGACGUCCCCCUGCUGCGGCCUCAUGUGAACUGCUGCAGCCCCGCAGGCGUCAGGCCCGGGGUGGGGGGGCACGUGUCCACGGCAGCUGGAUGCCCGCGCGCACCCGACCGGAAGCAUAAUGCCCACUGGGUUGCUGGCCCAGGUUCCUGUCUGCGGAGGAAGGACGCAGCACCCGUCACCUGUGACCUGCCCCUGGGCUUCCCUUCGACUGUGGCAGGUGUUGCACGGUCAAUGCUGGAACCUUCUAUUAAAUGGAUGCUGUCUGCAGA
Canis lupus familiaris (dog) is the source of this 4726-nucleotide messenger RNA. It is a transcript of the gene KCNT1, whose product is annotated as potassium sodium-activated channel subfamily T member 1. Gene Ontology annotation, cellular component: membrane. The transcript has 33 exons. Gene Ontology annotation, molecular function: intracellular sodium-activated potassium channel activity. The record is from RefSeq and is a predicted model, not a curated record. NCBI's taxonomy places the organism in Eukaryota, Metazoa, Chordata, Mammalia, Carnivora, Canidae. Gene Ontology annotation, biological process: potassium ion transport. The coding region runs from base 16 to 3771 and encodes 1251 amino acids.